Messenger RNA from Athene cunicularia (burrowing owl), 4154 nucleotides. It is a transcript of the gene FGF14, whose product is annotated as fibroblast growth factor 14. The record is from RefSeq and is a predicted model, not a curated record. Gene Ontology annotation, cellular component: cytoplasm. Gene Ontology annotation, molecular function: fibroblast growth factor receptor binding; growth factor activity. Gene Ontology annotation, biological process: positive regulation of cell population proliferation; positive regulation of protein phosphorylation; fibroblast growth factor receptor signaling pathway. Lineage: Eukaryota; Metazoa; Chordata; Aves; Strigiformes; Strigidae. Bases 60 to 551 code for a protein of 163 amino acids. The transcript has 4 exons.
AUCCCCAGCUCAAGGGUAUAGUGACCAGGUUAUAUUGCAGGCAAGGCUACUACUUGCAAAUGCACCCCGAUGGAAGUCUCGAUGGAACCAAGGAUGACAGCAGUAAUUCUACGUUAUUCAACCUUAUACCAGUGGGACUUCGAGUUGUUGCUAUCCAGGGUGUAAAGACUGGGUUGUAUAUUGCCCUAAAUGGUGAAGGUUUCCUCUACACAUCAGAACUUUUUACACCAGAGUGCAAAUUCAAGGAGUCUGUUUUUGAAAAUUAUUAUGUAAUCUACUCAUCCAUGCUCUACAGACAACAGGAGUCCGGGAGGGCCUGGUUCUUGGGGCUGAACAAAGAAGGGCAGGUCAUGAAAGGAAACAGAGUGAAGAAAACAAAACCAGCAGCUCAUUUUCUACCCAAGCCAUUGGAAGUUGCCAUGUACCGAGAACCAUCUUUGCAUGAUAUUGGAGAAACAGUGCCAAAGGCUGGGGUAACUCCAAGUAAAAGCACAAGUGCAUCUGCAAUAAUGAAUGGCGGCAAACCAGUUACCAAGAGUAAGACAACAUAGCCAGAUCCUCACAGGUGUUGUGACUUACUGAGUCCCGAGUACAGUUGAGCAGUUUAUCCUUGCCAGACUUCCCCUCUGCAGUGUCUGUGGAUCAGCUUGCGGCAAGUCACAUGCUUGCCCGUUGCUGUUGCUGAACUGAGUUGUUGCAAGAGGAUAAAUCUCAACAUGUAGCUCCACCCACAACAAGAAGACACCUGGAUGAACCAGCUAAACUCAGACCAUGGAAUGCCCUACCAGAUAUUGGAAUGCCUUUUUAAUAUCUUUUCUGUGACUGUGACACUUCAUGUGAAUGACAUACUUCACAAGUACACUUGAUACCUUGCCUGCUGACAAUUGCCCAUAAUCCCUUUUUGAGUCCAGUUUCAGCAAAAUCCAUGUGUUUAAGUUCUAUUUUGUAGCACACAAAUAAUCAAGUAAUUUCUAGUUAGAUGCUGUAAACCUGUGCUAUUAUGGAUUUCUCUUCUUCCCUUUUUUAUAAGGCUGCUCGCUCCACUGUCUGUGACCUUUUGCAGGGAUUGUGUUUCUCUAUAACUUAAGUGUUGCCGGUGGCUUAGUUCUGAAAGCAAUCAGGGAAUCAGGAAGCCUUCAAAAAUCUAUUAAUACAAAUUAUAUCUAUAAAGAAUAGGGUUGUUGUCUCUGGCUUACAAUAUUGAUUAAAUGUGAAUACUCUCUAGUAACAGAUACUGUGCUUCUGAGGUUGGCAUUAUAGUGGAGGAAGGAGUGUCAAACACAGCCAACAGGAAGUUUUCUGAAACGAGUGUUUGGCAUCCCCCUAUAGUUUCUUUUUGUGUGUGUGUUUUAUACAUAUCACAGGCUUACUGGUAAUGGUAACAUUUGCCUUGCCCAGCGAGCAAGACCCACUCAUUUUUGGGAAAGUGGGUCCAAAGAAUUUUGUAGGCCUUGUAGGCCUGAAUUAAGGCUCAUUUUUCAUCUACUAAAUCGUCAUUGUUUGAAAAACAAGCACCACCAAUAAUAAUAAUAAUAAUUAAAAAAAAAAAAAAAAGUUAAAUAAGACUAACCAGAAUUGCGCUACCUAAAUCCAUUUUGAAUAUAAUCCUUCCCUGUUUUUAAGGAACUGAACUUAAUGCCAUUGUUAUUUUUGGCUGAAUCCCACACCUACUUAGCAAAGCAUGGGCAAGGAUGUCGUUGUGUUCUUUUUUGCAGCACCAAUGCAAAGGGUAGUUACAAAUUAUAGUUUAAUAUUUCUGGUGUUUUAAAAAAAAAAAAAAAGUUUUAAAACUGGACAUAUUACAAAACUUUUAUUUUUAUUUUUCGCUAAGCAUGCAAAGUCCAGUCCUAUGUAUCACUGAUAUCCCAGUACGUACCUCCACCCAGCCUCCUAGGAUAAUAUGCCCAACAAAUUGCUAGAUUGAAGGUGCCUUGCCUUGAUCUCUGUAUACUGUACUUUCUCCUACGUGAACCUAGAACAAAUCAAAAACGUUUUAAAAUUGAAGCCUUGGACCUUAUUACCAGAAACAACAUCAAUCCUUUGAGUUUGUCACUUGUGAACGAUUAAACCAAUGUUGGGGGCGAGGAGGAAGAUUUAGAGAAUGGCACAGAGAUGCCACUGAAGUGUUGCACACUUAAUCACAGGCCUUCAGAAGACUAAAAAUAUGGGUAUUCUCUGUACGCUUAAGGAGGUAUUUGUUUCUCAAAAAGGGGCAACAAGGACCAAACUGUACCUCAGUCUGGAAAACUGUGUGGCAAUGCUCUCUUGGCCUCUUGUACCUUGAUAUUUAAAGACAAAAAAAGGAAAUCAUCCGUUCCUUUUUUAGCAUUGUAUUUCUGGCAAUUUGUUUUAUCACAUCUUUGUGCUGUAAGUCCCCUAACAGAGACUGAUGGUUAUUUCAAACUCCCUGUCUGCUCAGCUGAACAACUGAUUCAGUCUGAAUGAACUCUUCAUGCUAGUUUUCAAAUGUAUUCUGUUUUUAUAAGCAAAUUUUGUGCACACUUCAAGGAGACUACUGCAAAGCUGCUAAAUUCUAGGUAAACUUUUUUUUUUUCAUAGGCCAGACUUUCUUGUUUAUGUCUGUAGCAUGAGAACAGCAAGCUAACACUUGAUGAUGGGUCUUUCUAGGGAGGGAAUGAGUUAAGCAUGAAGCCCACUAUCCAUGUAGAGAAAAAAAAUACAAACCUACUCUAAUACUGUGAUAAAAAUGCAAAGAAACUUUGACUUAGACUGUGCCCUUACCUGCUAGCACUAAAUAUGUGUGUGUGGGGGAAAAAACAACACUUUAUUAAAAACUUUGGUGCACCUUCUCAUCCCAUGUGGUCCAGUGGGAUUUGUGCACCAUCCCUGAGAAAACAAAACCAAACCAAAGCAGCUCACAUGGUGAGCUGGGGGCUUACAAUGCAUCUGGGGGACCCAUGGGAGGCAGCAGCCUUGACGUACUAUCUGCCAGGUCCAGAGGCGGCCCCAGGCUUUCCUACAAUUGUAAGAGGAGCACUUCACAAUAUUUUGAGUGAGAUAAUACAGCUGAAGGCUACAUACUUUUCAUUACAGUUCAUGAGGAGUGAAUACAUGUGUUCAUGUCCCAUCCAGCCAUCUUUUUACUCUCCCAAUGUAAGAGCCUGGGGAGAGACAGGGCCAGAGACCUGACUGAACCAUGCAAGGAGGUUCUGGCCUGAUGGUACAUAUGUAUUGUUUUCAACAUUAAACUCUUGAUCCUGAGAAAUUAUGAUCUGCAAACCAGUUUGGGAGUCUAUAAUUAAGGCCAGAUUUAAUUUUUGUAAGCAGUUAGCGCAUACUGGAAAUACAGCAUUUUUUCUUUUUUUUUUCUGGUUUUGUUUCUAUGGGCUAAAUACAUAUAUGUGUUUAAUCCAAUGAAUAUAUGUCCUAAAAAAUAUUUUUUUUCUACAAUCUGUUUAAAGAUAGCAAAGGGGUCUUUGUGCUUUGUUUCAUCCCUUUAAUUUUGUUGCUUGUCUCAUCUGUUGCAUGGGAAGAGGAUAGAAAGGAUGAACUGCAUGUAGUAGGUGGUGUCUAUCAAAGAACUGUUGGUCUGUAUUACUAAAUUUACAUGCAUAUAUGCAAAGAGUUUGUUUGCAUUGUACAGUUUGUGUUUAUUAUUAUUUGUUGUAUACACAGAUUCAACAUGAUGAAUAAAACAUUUAUAAGAAGGCAUACCAGAAAACAACAAAAAAGUUUAUGUAAGAAGUAGACUGUGCAAAACAUCGUUGCACUCGCCACAGGAUGGUGAAAACUUCAUGUAAAUAGGUUGGCAAACUCAGUUCUCCCCUUUUACCAUGCCAAAGAAAAUUUUAGCUCCUUAAUAUAAUACCUCUCUUGCUGUUCUCCAGGAUGAGACUUCACCAUUUUCUUCCCUCUAAAAUUAAUUUUGCUGUUAAGUGAAAGCUGUUUUCAACUGUCUGUUACUACUAAAGUACUGUAUAGUAAACCUGAUGGAAUCCAUUUGUAUUUACAGAUUGGGGUUUUUGUACUUACAUGUCCAGCUGUCUGUGAAUCUGCAGCAUUCCAGAUCUUUUGCAUGCUUGCUUUGUAUUUUGUUCUUCUGGGUUUUAUCUAAUCACUGAGAGACUGUUUGCACAGCAAUCCAACCUCACCUUACCAUUUCGUAUGUUAACACUGCACAUAGUCAUUAUCUC